AAGCACGCGUUGCGGCAUCGCGGUUCGGCGCGCUAGUAGUGCACUGCUGGAAACACCACGACGAGGUAGGUUUGAGAGAGUAAUACGAAGAAAAGAGGGAGAACACGCGAAAGCAAUACGAGAGAGACGAAGAUCGAAUUAGAUUGUGAGCGCGCAGAGGAAGCAGGGAGGGUGGGACACAUCGUGGGUCCUCGGCGCUAGCGUCAGUUAUUCGGUUUACCGCUUCCUUAGCGGGUGUAGUGUGCUUAUAUAUUUUUCGACGAUUGUUACGACGAAUAACAUACGCGAAAAAUUAUAAACGUAUUUGAAGAAAUAUUUUGUAACGUAUAUUCUGUUACAUACAGAAUAAACAGAAUAAAUCUUUGGACAAGAUCUAGUGUCAUAGCGCAUAAUCCCCAUCUUCUUGAUGCCAUUUGGACGCUCGCAUUAUUUGGAUUAAGAUAAUGCAAUAAUGUCUUGGCAAAGGAUCUUCCUCGCUGUAGGACUAUUCGGUGUUCUUCUAUUGCUGACGAAUGCAGACAACAGCGUGCACAUCCUGUCAAAGUACCAAUUGAUCACUUCGACCACCCUGAACUGGCUGCCCCGCACCCAUUAUGAUCGCUUCAAGGAAAUAGUCAUUGGUGGUUUCGAGAUCGAAAACUCGGAAGACGACUCGUUCAACAAUCAAGCAGACAAAUCAGAAAAAAGAGUACCCCUGUACGUAUGCAGGGUAUUGCACACGACUGUCUGGGUGGCUGGUGCCCAAAGGGGUAACGAGCAACGAUGCACCGUGACGAUGCACGGUACCGUGCAGUCGUACGAUAAAUACGACUUGCUCGAGAACGUGAACAAUGCAGCACGCAUCAACUGGGAGUACUUGGACAAAUACAAACCCACCCCGUUGGGAGCUGUAGCCACGGAGAAGAUGUUCGUCGCCCGGCACCUAGCGGAAACCCCCAAGAACACAUCGGCGGUGAGAUAUACCCAUUAUAUCGGCACCUUGGCCACCAACGACAACAUUUUAGAGAGUAUCAGCUACGUGAAAGAUGAUGGUACAGAAGGAAUUGCAAAGAGUGGUGACAUUCUGGUCGAAACGGAACCUAUCUAUUAUAAUCUGACGAUGGUUAAAUUAAGUUGGCCUAAAAAACGAGUGACCAAAAUGUCAAGUAAUCCUUGUAUAUUUGAUAACGCGACGAUCAUCAAUAAUGGACCGGAAGCUGCAAAAAUGGCGAAAGCUUUCACUUACACGUACAAUUAUUCUAUGUACUGGGGUCAAGGUCACGCCAUUCUAAAAGGUCUAAAUACAUUAAUUGUAUUGAUGAAUGGUACGACUUUGCCACAAAUAAUGUGGGGCACAAAGGAAACUAGUACUCGUACUGAUGCAUAUACGGUGGAAAUAAUCCUCGAACCCGGUACAGGAAUAAACGUUACUUUAAAAGGUUAUUGUAUCGAUAUGGAAGUACCCUAUUCUGGAACCUUAAUUUCGCAUUACGAAGAUGGAGAGACCAAAUCUCGUUUGAUAAACGGUAUUCGCAGCGAACAGACAAUAUUUGAUGUAAAACCCGAAUUUGGACCUAUCUAUUUCCUUGGAAAUUACAGUUUAGUUCCUACAACCACCGCAUCACCAACAACGGAACCGAGCACUACUACUACUACCACAAUUUCUCAAAACACGAGAAAAAAUAUUCAUCGUGAUCAUAACAUAGAUGAUAACGAGGAUCACGAUGAGAACAUGAUCAUACCACCGAAAAAAUCGGAUAUAUCUAAUAUGCAAAGCGACGAUGGUGGACCGUUGUCAUUGAAGAAUAAAGUAGAAACGACGCACUCUGGAACAUCUCUAUUUAGAAUAAAUUUAGGGAUGUUUAUAAUUUCGUUAAUAAUUAUCGUCCAUAGAAUUACGUGAAAUAAUUACAACUUUAAAAAUAUUUUAAUUACCUAAGUUACAAUAGUAAUAUAUUCGUAGAGAAAAAAUUGUCCAGAGAUUACAAAAGAAAAUAUACCAAAAAAAAGGAAAAAAAAUAACAUAAAAAAGAAAAAAAUAGAAGAACAAAUCACACCGAAAUAUUGCUGUAAUUUCGUACAUAUAGCGAGUGUGGAUAUGAAAUAAAAAAGCUCCUUCGUUAUAAAUUGCUGAUCAGUCAGAAUGCCGUGUCAGAGCUGACAUAGUGCUUGCCUUUCAAAGAUGAAUAAAAAAUACUUCAUAUUUAAUAUAUAUAUAUACAUAAAAAUAUAUAUAUAUAUAUACAUUUAGGAUAGCGAAAAAUAUCUUAACGAUGAGCUAGUCUCAUGACGAAUGUUAAGUACAAGCGAUCGCAGCCAACAUAUAUAUGGAUAUGUUAACAACUAUAGAUCGUUAACAUUUACCUCUAUAUUGUUGAAUUAACUGAUGAAUGUAAACUAAUGACAUUCCGUCUUUAAACUAAUCUUGCUGUGAAUCGAUUUUCCAGUUAAACUAUUUUAUGCCUUCGCAAAGUGUACAUUCUAGAAUCUUUUCUGGGAAAAAUUUUGAAGAAAAGCUUUGAAUGGAAAAAAGAAUAAGAAAGAAAAGAAUGAUAUCCUUUUUUGAGAAAGACGUGUUCAAAAAGAAUUUAGAAUUACCACAGGUAUUAUUUCAGACAACUAUAUAUGUAUAUAAGAAUGUGAAUAGCUUUUAAAGAAAGCUUUUAAUGAUGAGUAAACGAAUGGAAAUUGAAGAAUAAUAAAAGAGAAUAAGAAUGUGAAGAGAUAAAGAUUCGCGAAUUAAUGCAGUUAUAUAUUUUUGAGAGUGCAGUAUAAUUUUAGAAAAUUGUAAGAUUUAUAAAGGUGUAGCAAAUAAGAAUAUGUAGACUUCAGGUGGAUGGGUACGUGGUAUUUUUCCAACGCUAUUUUAGUAUUAUUUAAUCGACUGAUGUAAAGCUUUGAAAGAUCCUUAGAUAAAACAAAUAAAAAAAAAAUAAUAGGAUUUGCUACGUAAUAAUAAUAAUAAUAAAUAAUAAUAAUAACAAUAAUAAUAAAGUGCACACUAUUUGAGAAUGAAUAAUAAUAUGUAAAUUUUCAAAUAAUAUUAAAGAAUUAAAAAAAAGCUAUUAAUAUUUCUAUAAUUAUUUGAAAUGAUUUGUUUUGAAUACAGUAAAAAUAAUACAAUAUUUUGUGUACCCAUCUGUCUCAUGUAAAGUGAUAGGGCUUGCAGAUUCCUAAAAAAUAAUUAUUAAUGGAAAUUGUAAUGACAAACGAAUGCAGUAUUUUAAUUUGUAUAGAUAUGUUAAUAACUUGUAAAGUAUAUUUGUUUGAUAAGAAAACGAGAAAUACGAACUUAUUUAAAAACUACAUUUAAUAGAACUUGGUUUUGCGUUGGAAGUUUCGAAAAUAAAAUAGUAUUUAUCAUACAUUCGUUACGUAUUCUCGAUAUUUUCUUAGUACAUUUAUAUGUAUAUAACGUAAUUUCUAUAUUUCUUCUUAUUAGGAAACUGUUACGAAUUUAUUUAAUCAUUUAUAAUUAAGAACGGUAAAUAACAUUGUAUGAAUUAUUCAUAUUUUAUUACAUUAUAUGCACCAAUGAAAAAAAAUAUGCAAAAAUUAUCAUAAAUCAUUUAAUUUGAAUAAAAACAAAAUGUCUAUAAUUUUUUAAUAUAUAUAUAAAGUAAGCCUAAUCACAAUAUUGUGAUAUAUUCAGUAAAAAAUUUAUGUAGAUUUAUGUAGAUGUAAAAAGAUAUAACAUAUUCUGUUAAAUAAUUUGUUAAUUAUAAUAGAAAGCAAUAAUUUGUUGCAAGAUUGGAUCAUGUAAAUUUUAGAAUGUUAUGUGUUUAAAUGAAACAGAAGAAAAAAAUAGAUAGAAGAUAAAGUAAAAUAAUGAUAUUUAAUACUCAACAAUAUUUUCUCAUUGUGAAUAAAAUGAUACAUUGGAUGUGGCUCAAAGUAAAUCAAUAAUAUAGUAUCAAGAUAAAAUUAAUUUUAUCUUGAAAAGAAAGAAACAAAAGAUAAUAGGAUAUCUGUGUAUUUGGAAAAAGAAUUAUCGCUUAUUUUUUUGUUGCUUCUUCAUAUUUCUGUAUGCCUUUGAGAAAAUGUUAAUAAAAAUUCUAACAUAAAAAAA
Molecule: messenger RNA, 4048 nt
Organism: Apis cerana (Asiatic honeybee)
Lineage: Eukaryota; Metazoa; Arthropoda; Insecta; Hymenoptera; Apidae
Gene: uzip
Product: beta-pore-forming protein unzipped
Source: RefSeq, a predicted model, not a curated record